Striga hermonthica is the source of this 987-nucleotide messenger RNA. NCBI's taxonomy places the organism in Eukaryota, Viridiplantae, Streptophyta, Magnoliopsida, Lamiales, Orobanchaceae. The record is from the annotation of a GenBank genome assembly.
AUGUCGGUCGAAGCUCGGUUUGGCGAUAUAACUCGGGCUGAUAGUGUGGGGAUACCAUACCUGAGUUCAUACCUUGAUUCAAUUGGAUCCAAUUACCAGCAAGGUGCAAAUUUCGCAACAGGAGGUGCAACCAUCGUCAGGCCUAACGAGACCUGGUUUGCCACCGGUGUCAGCCCAUUCCCCCUUGAAAUCCAAGUUGAGCAUUAUACCCAGCUUAAAGACAGAGCACCUCAUCUCUACAAUCAAAGCAAGGACGAGUGUGUAAGAUACAGACUACCAAAGCCUGAUCUGGAUUUGUCCAAGGCGCUUUUCACAGUGGAUAUAGGCCAAAACGAUGUCGCUUUUGGUAUCCGAACUUUAAGUUAUCAACACCAAAAGGAAGCCAUACCCACAAUCGUUGCUCAGUUUAUCUCACAAAUUCGAGUUUUAUACGAAAGAGGAGCACGAACAUUUUGGAUACACAACACAGGCCCAAUCGGGUGCUUGCCCGUGGCAAUUGCAAAGGUACAGAAGCCUGCGCCGCCAGGGUACCUUGAUGAGUUUGGCUGUGUGAAGACCCAAAACGACGUAGCUUUGCUAUUCAAUAAAGUAUUAAAGGACGAAAUUGUGAAGCUGAGGGCCAAUCUUUCCAAUGCAUCCAUAGUCUAUGUUGAUGUGUAUGCUGCCAAGUAUGAACUAAUCAGCACAGCCAAGGAUCAAGGAUUUGAAGACCCUUUCGCCACAUGCUGCGGCUAUCAUGGGGUCGACUAUGAUGUUUACUGUGGAAACACAGGAAAUGUAAACGGUACUGAAGUAUUUGCAACUUCUUGUCCUAAUCCUUCUGAAGUCAUCAGCUGGGAUGGGGUGCACUAUACUGAAGCUGCCAACAAAUGGAUUGCGGACCGAAUAGUUAACGAGUCUUUAUCCGACCCACCAGUCGCAGUCUCGCGUGCGUGUCAUAAGCAAGCAAGUGUCAGUCGUAUGAAAACGCAAUCAAAUUCUGAUUAG